GGGACCGUUACAAACGCGGUUAGUGGGUCCCAUCUUCCUUUUCGUCCACAUCCUCUUCUCUUCUUGUUUCUGUUUGCCAACCACUGAAUUGUUGUUGUAUCGUCGUCACUGUUCUCUGCAAUCGUUAGGUCAAAACAAAUAAAUACCGUCUCCCCUGACGUCAUCACUCAUUUUGUUUAUGGUGCUGAUCACCAACAGCGGUUCCACCUCCCAAAGUACCAGUCGUACGAAGAAGAAUUAUGUCUCAGAAGAAGCCAUCGCCAUCGCCUCCGCCGGAGCAACCGUCGUCGUCUUCGUCUUCCGAUGACACUCGCCGUCGUAAACGUCCUUCUUUCAGAAAUGUGGUGCUUGAGGUCAUGAAUUUCAGAAAGUUCAACAAGUACGUGGAGCCGAUUCUGGAGACCUUGGUUCGCAAAGUUGUGAAAGAGGAAGUUGAAUCAGCAAUGGAAAAACAUAUAGCUUCCAUGAACUGGGAUUAUAAAUACAAAGAGGACUCUUCUGUACCAAGAAGGCUGCAGUUACAGUUUCUAAGCGGUCUAUCUUUGCCGGUUUUUACCGGUACUCGUAUCGAAGGAGGAGACUGCAAUACACUAAAAGUAGCUUUGAUUGAUGCUUGUACCGGAAAAACAGUUUCAUGUGGAAUUGAAUCAUCAGCAAGGGUGGAAAUAGUGGUUCUCGAAGGAGACUUCGAUAGCAAUGAUGAUAAUAAUUGGACGCUUGAAGAGUUCACUAAUAAUAUUGUUAGAGAGAGACAAGGGAAAAAAAAUCUUCUUACCGGAAAUGCAUUUUUGAACCUGAGCGGAGGAAUUGGUCUUGUCGGGGACAUUUCGUUCACCGAUAAUUCCAGCUGGACUAGGAGCCGCAAGUUCAGGUUGGGAGCACAGGUUUUAGAUAAAUGUGACGGAGACAGAGUAAGAGAAGCAAAAUCAGAAUCAUUUGUCGUCAGGGAUCAUCGUGGCGAAUUGUACAAAAAGCAUCAUCCACCGUAUUUGUCUGAUGAGGUAUGGAGACUUGAAAAGAUUGGGAAAGAUGGAGCUUUCCAUAAGCGGCUGAAUAAGGAAAAGAUCAAGACGGUUAAAGAUUUCUUGGCAUUUUCCUACGUGGACCCCACAAGGCUUCGAAAUAUCCUUGGGUCGGGUAUGUCAACUAAAAUGUGGGAAGCCGUAGUGGAGCAUGCUAGGAGAUGUAUGGUUGAUGAUAAGAAGUUGUAUCUGUACUGUCCUUCAUCUCGCAACAGAGACGGUGUUGUUUUUAAUGUUGUGGGCCAGGUCCUCGGUGUUCUUUCAGACUGCAAAUACAUCGUCGCUGACAACCUCGCAGAUUUCGAAAGGGAUGAAGCACAUAAACUGGUGACAUCCGCCUUUCAACAUCAAGAAUCGAUCAUUUCUUAUGAUGAUGAAGCGUCUCUUAGAUCAGGUACCUGCUCUAUUUCUGAAGAUUUAUACCCUUCAGAUCACCAAAUCAUAACACGAGAUCCCCAAGGCAGCAAAAUAAGAACAUCCCAUAAAAAAGGCCGUUUCGAUUACCCACAGAUGAGUGCACUAUCUCCAGAUGUUAAUGUUAUGUCAACUAUCUUUCCUUUGAGAGAUGUUGAUAGCUUAGAUGAAUACGGGUUAAGUAGCAUGGAAACUGAUGAGCUUAGGUUUGAUCAUGAUCAGCCGUUGAACUUGGCCGACGAAACCUUGAUUUGUGACUCUGAGUCGCUAAAGGGUCGUGAUGAUGAGGAUAUACGAUAUUUUGGAACGUCGUCUUCUUCACAGGUGGAUUUGCAGCGUGCGGUUGAUGGGUUUUUGUUUCCCCAUUCGGCCAUUGGUAAAGCUCAAAGGCGGUGGAAGAUCGUGUCUAGUGUCCUUAAAUGGCUCUCUCUUAUGUUAGAGAUACGUGAGAGAGAUAUCAUGAAGUGCAUGAACCCAGGAUGAAAACUUGGGUUGUGUAACUUCUGCUGCCCGAUUUAAACAUUGUGUGCAGUUUUAGAUGGUAAAAUGUUUGAAACCUUGUCGUUGAGAUGUGCAUAAAAACUAGUAGUUUUGUAAGACGAGUUGUAGGGGUGCCUAUGUAUUUUACUCGUGAGUAAAAGGUAAAUAAAGUUUGCACCGUUUCAUGAUUA
Helianthus annuus (common sunflower) is the source of this 2107-nucleotide messenger RNA. Its product is annotated as calmodulin-binding protein 60 A. Gene Ontology annotation, biological process: regulation of salicylic acid biosynthetic process. Gene Ontology annotation, cellular component: nucleus. Bases 240 to 1919 code for a protein of 559 amino acids. The transcript is spliced from 7 exons. Lineage: Eukaryota; Viridiplantae; Streptophyta; Magnoliopsida; Asterales; Asteraceae. Gene Ontology annotation, molecular function: DNA-binding transcription factor activity; calmodulin binding; sequence-specific DNA binding. The record is from RefSeq and is a predicted model, not a curated record.